Molecule: messenger RNA, 1083 nt
Organism: Tarenaya hassleriana
Lineage: Eukaryota; Viridiplantae; Streptophyta; Magnoliopsida; Brassicales; Cleomaceae
Product: membrane-anchored ubiquitin-fold protein 1
Exons: 5
Coding region: 529-882 (117 amino acids)
Molecular function (GO): protein binding
Source: RefSeq, a predicted model, not a curated record
UGCUUGGCAAGCACUUCUACAAAGCAUAUGAUCUUUUGAAAGGAAAAAAUUAAAUUAAAAUGGAAUUUUAAGGCUCGCACCAGAGAGAGAGAGGGGCGUCCAUUUCCACAGGCGUAGAGAUGGGAAGAACGGCAGAGAAAAAUGGAAGCUUUGACCGCCACUGAUUCUCUAUAGAUUUCGAGAUCUACUAAUCGCAACUCUCUCUCUCUCUCUCUCUCUCUCUCUCUCCCUCGGCAUCGUUUGAUCCUUGUAGAUCCUCCUGAUUCAUCUGGGUAGUCUCAGCUCAGAUCAGUCGCAGAGCCAAUUUCAGGUUUGUUUCUCAAGUUUCAUGGAGUAUUUACCAAGGAUUCUAGCUCAAGAAAGAAUCUGAGUCCCAGAAACAAACUAGUUCAAUUCAAACCCAGAAAGAACAAAGCAUUACCAAUUCUCGGGGGGAGGCCUGUGGAAUUUGAUAGGGAUAGAGGAAUUGCGUCCAGUGAGAGCUUUUGAAGAGGAGAAUUCUGGGGUUUUUUGUCGGUUCUUGGAUAUAUGGCAGAGGUCCAGGAUCAGUUAGAGAUCAAGUUUCGGUUAAUCGACGGUUCAGAUAUCGGUCCUAAGGCAUUUCCAGUUGCCACAACCGUUGCAACGUUGAAGGAAACUGUCAUUACUCAAUGGCCAAGAGAAAAGGAGAAUGGGCCAAAGACGGUGAAAGAUAUAAAGUUGAUAAGCGCCGGUAAGAUUCUAGAGAACAACAAGACGGUGGGAGAUUGCCUGAAUCCUCUCUGUGACAUUCCCGGCAGUGUUACCACCAUGCAUGUCAUCAUCCAACCUCCUCCUUCCGAGAAAGAGAAGAAGACGAAAAGCGAUUCAAAACAGAACAAAUGCGUGUGUAGCAUCAUGUGAGGGAGACGGUCUCUGCUUCUCUCUCUCUCUCUCUCUCUCUCUCUCUCUCUCUCUCUCUGUGUAAUUUUUUUUUCCGACAGACAUCGUUCGCUUGAGGUUUGGUCUGAGUGUGAUUGGUAUUCGUUCAUUUGGAUGCUGAGCGAAUUCAUAGUAUUAGUAUACAUCUUUUUUUUUUUUAGUAAGCUCUUUUUUCUUUCUUCA